This is a messenger RNA of Ogataea angusta, 1143 nucleotides long. RefSeq lists its product as uncharacterized. The record is from RefSeq and is a predicted model, not a curated record. Bases 1 to 1143 code for a protein of 380 amino acids. Gene Ontology annotation, biological process: butanediol biosynthetic process. Gene Ontology annotation, cellular component: cytoplasm. Gene Ontology annotation, molecular function: (R,R)-butanediol dehydrogenase activity; zinc ion binding. Lineage: Eukaryota; Fungi; Ascomycota; Pichiomycetes; Pichiales; Pichiaceae. The transcript has a single exon.
AUGAAAGGCUUACUCUAUUACGGUACAAACGAUAUUCGGUACUCCGAAACGGUCCCUGAACCGGAGAUUAAGAGUCCCAAAGAUGUCAAGAUCAAAAUCAGCUACUGUGGAAUCUGCGGCACGGACUUGAAAGAGUUCACAUAUCCUGAAGGACCUGUCUUAUUUCCUAAAAAAGGCACAAAGGACCGGAUUUCGGGAUAUGAGCUUCCAUUGUGUCCUGGACAUGAAUUUAGCGGAACGGUGGUUGAAGUUGGCUCUGGCGUCACAAGCGUGAAACCUGGUGACAGAGUCGCAGUCGAAGCUACAGCGCAUUGCUCUGACAAAGCGCGCUACAAGGACACAGUUGCCCAGGAUUCCGAGCUUUGUAUAGCCUGCAAGAGCGGGUCUCCGAAUUGCUGUGCGUCGUUGAGUUUCUGCGGUUUGGGUGGUGCCAGCGGCGGUUUUGCCGAAUACGUCGUCUACGGUGAGGACCACAUGGUCAAGCUGCCAGACUCGAUUCCCGACGAUAUUGGAGCACUGAUCGAGCCAAUUGCUGUCUCCUGGCAUGCUGUCGAACGCGCUAGAUUCCAGCCUGGUCAGACGGCCCUAGUUCUUGGAGGAGGUCCUAUUGGUCUUGCCACCAUUCUCGCUCUGCAUGGCCACCAAGCCGGAAAAAUUGUUUGUUCCGAGCCGGCCUUGAUUAGAAGACAGUUCGCACAAGAACUGGGCGCCGAAGUGUUUGAUCCUUCCAAGUGUGACGACGCGAACGCCGCUCUCAAGGCUUUGGUGCCAGAAAACGAAGGAUUCCACGCAGCCUUCGACUGCUCCGGAAUUCCUCAAACGUUCACCACCUCGAUCGUUGUCACAGGCCCUUCUGGAAUUGCCGUCAACGUGGCCAUCUGGGGAGACCACCCAAUUGGAUUCAUGCCAAUGUCUCUGACUUACCAGGAAAAAUACGCUACCGGCUCUAUGUGCUACACCGUCAAGGAUUUCCAGCAAGUUGUCGAGGCCUUGGAAAACGGUCUUAUACCUAUGGACAAAGCACGCAAGAUGAUCACAGGCAAAGUCAACCUGAGGGAUGGAGUCGAGAAGGGCUUCAAACGGCUGAUCGAACAUAGGGAGACAAACGUCAAGAUCCUGGUCACUCCGAACGAGGUGUCCUGA